GGAGGCGCGGCUCACGGCGCGGGCGGCGGGUGCCCGGGGCGGGGGCCGGGCUCCUCGGGGCAGCCGCAGGCCGGGCCGCCCCCGCCGCAGUUCGGCCUCUCCAACUCCGCCGCCAUCCGCGCCGAGAUCGGCCGCUUCGAGUCGGUGCAUCCCAACAUCUACGCGAUCUACGACCUGAUCGAGCGGGUGGAGGACCUGGGGCUGCAGAGUCAGAUUCGGGAGCACGUCAUCUCCAUCGAGGACUCAUUUGUGAACAGCCAGGAAUGGACUCUGAGCCGCUCGGUGCCUGAGCUCAAAGUGGGCAUCGUGGGGAACCUGUCCAGCGGCAAGUCGGCCCUGGUGCAUCGCUACCUGACUGGCACGUACGUGCAGGAGGAGUCCCCAGAAGGUGGCCGGUUUAAGAAGGAGAUCGUAGUGGAUGGUCAGAGUUACCUGCUGCUGAUUCGAGAUGAAGGGGGCCCUCCCGAGCUCCAGUUUGCCGCCUGGGUGGACGCCGUGGUGUUUGUCUUCAGCCUGGAGGACGAGAUCAGCUUCCAGACAGUAUAUAACUACUACCUGCGGCUCUGCAGCUACCGCAGCACGGCCGAGGUGCCCAUGGUCCUGGUGGGGACGCAAGAUGCGAUCAGUGCCACAAAUCCCCGUGUCAUCGAUGACUCCCGGGCCCGCAAACUCUCCAACGAUUUGAAGCGCUGCACGUACUAUGAGACCUGCGCCACCUAUGGCCUGAACGUCGAGAGAGUCUUCCAAGACGUGGCUCAGAAGGUAGUGGCCCUGCGGAAGAAACAGCAGCUCUCCAUAGGGCCCUGCAAGUCCCUGCCCAAUUCACCUAGUCAUUCGUCUGUCUCUGCUGCCUCUAUUCCUUCUGUGCACAUCAACCAGGCCACCAAUGGCAGCGGCGCCUUUAGCGACUACUCCUCCUCUGUGCCCUCCACCCCCAGCAUCAGCCAGCGGGAGCUGCGCAUCGAGACCAUCGCUGCCUCCAAUACCCCCACGCCCAUCCGCAAGCAGUCCAAGCGGCGCUCCAACAUCUUCACGUCUCGAAAGGGCACAGACCCGGAGCGGGAGAAGAAGGUGCCGGAGUGCAAGGCGGACAGUAUCGGCAGCGGGCGAGCCAUUCCCAUUAAGCAGGGCAUUCUCCUGAAGCGCAGCAGCAAGUCCCUCAACAAGGAGUGGAAGAAGAAAUAUGUGACGCUGUGUGAUAACGGAAUCCUCACUUACCACCCUAGCCUGCACGAUUACAUGCAGAACAUCCAUGGCAAGGAAAUAGAUCUGCUGAGAACAACAGUGAAGGUGCCGGGCAAGCGGCUCCCCAGGGCAACGACGGCGCCAGCCCCCAGCGCCAGCCCCAAAACCAACGGGCUUGCCAAGGAGCGGAGCAGCAUGCAGUUCCCAGGAGGCCCAGGUGCCCCUCACUCGACCAGCAGCACUUCCCUGCACUCCGAACGCUCCAUCAACUUGGUGGGCUUCAGCUCGAAGCCGGACAGCGUGCACCAGCGCUCCUACUCUGUCUCCAGUGCAGACCAGUGGAACGAGGCUGUGGUGAUCCCCGGCAGCUGUCCCAACCCCCCUAAUGGCACCGCAGAUGCUCUCAGCUCUAGCCCAAACAUGUCCAACACUGCGAGCCCGAAGCUGGAGCCGCCUCCAUCUCCUCAUGCAAACAGGAAGAAACACCGCAGGAAAAAGAGCACAGGGACAGCCCGCCCUGACGGCCCCAGCACAGCAGCAGAAGAGCAAGACGAGUCGUUCGAGUUCAUCAUCGUGUCGCUGACGGGCCAGACCUGGCUUUUUGAGGCCUCGACGUCUGAGGAGCGGGAGUUGUGGGUCCAGGCCAUCGAGAGCCAGAUCCUGGCCAGCCUCCAGGGCUGCGAGAGCAGCAAGAACAAGGCUCGGCUAGGCAGCCAGAGCGAUGCACUGGCCCUGCAGACGGUCCGCACUGCACGUGGGAACAGCUUCUGCGUGGACUGCGACGCGCCCAAUCCCGACUGGGCGAGUCUGAACCUGGGCUCGCUGAUGUGCAUUGAGUGCUCUGGGAUCCACCGUAACCUGGGCACCCACCUGUCCCGGGUGCGCUCCCUGGACCUGGACGACUGGCCUGGCGAGCUCAUCCUGGUCAUGACAGCCAUCGGCAAUGCGCUGGCCAACGCUGUCUGGGAAGGGGCGGUGGAGGGCUACCAGAAGCCGGGCCCCGAGAGCAGCAGGGAGGAGAAGGAGCGCUGGAUCCGGGCCAAGUAUGAACAGAAGCUGUUCCUGGCUUCACUGCCACACUCGGACGUGCCCCUGGGGCAGCAGCUGCUGCGGGCUGUGGUGGAGGACGACGUGCGCCUGGUGGUGAUGCUGCUGGCCCAUGGCACCAAGGAGGAGGUGAACGAGACAUACGGGGACGGGGAUGGGCGAACGGCGCUGCACCUCUCCAGCGCCAUGGCCAACGUUGUCUUCACACAGCUACUCAUAUGGUAUGGGGUGGACGUGAAGAGCAGGGACGCCCAUGGCCUAACGCCCCUGGCAUACGCCCGGCAAGCUGGCAGCCAGGAGUGUGUCGACAUCCUCCUGCAGCAUGGAUGCCCGAGCGACAGCUCUGUCAGCACGCUGACCCCCAGCCUGCCCCGCCGCAACGCCAACAACUCCUGCUCGGCAUCCCCGGCUGAGCUGGGCUCCAGCCCCAGUGUCCUCUAGCCAUCCUGCCGGGCCGGCCUCCCGCUCCGAGCCGCAAGACAGUGGGGGCUCCCAGCCCCGCCAGACACUGCUCCUGGUGCCAGGGAUCUCACAGGAGCAGUGGGGCUGCCAUGGUGCAACCUGUGGCCAACACCCCAGCUGAACUGCUCCACGCGCAGAGGUGCCCUUGCAGGAGAAGGGGUUCCCCUGUCUGGCACCCACAUCCCGUAUGGGGAGGCAGUUCCUAUGCACCCCCUGCUCCCCACCUGGUACAGACAGUCCCUGUGUGCUCCCCCUCCCCCCCGGUACAGAGAGACAGUCCUUGUGCGCUCCUACCCUGUGCAGAGAGACAGUUCCUGGCUCCCCUCUACCUGGUACAGGGACAGUUCCUGCCUGCCCCCCUUCCCCCUGGUACAGAGAGACAGUUCCUGUCUGCCCCUACUGCCCCCUCAACUGGUACAGAGAGAGUCCCUGUGUGCCUCCUCCACCCCGGUGCAGAGAGACAGUUCCUGUCUCCCCCACUACCUGGUUCAGGGACAGUUCCUGUCUGCCCCAUCCCAUACAUGGAGGCAGUUUCUGUGCAUCCUUCCCUGCCCCCCCAUGGGUGCCAGGCUCAGGGGGCUGUGUGCAUGUUGGCUGGCAUCACUGUAGGAUGGAGCCCAGCUCCGUGCUGUGGCCUCGCUGCUUCCUCUGCCUACAACUGCAAAGGGAAUCGCCCUUCUGGGCAUCCGCGGCCCCUCGCUUGCAAGCAGGAGAGGAGAGGGACUGACCCGCUCUGGGACCCUCCUGGCUGUGUCUGUUCCCCUGGAGACUCCCUGGCCUUCCCCAUGGCUCGUGCCCAACUCCUGCUGCCCUGCCAGGGGGCUGGUCUCUGGCUGAGCGUGGGGAGGGGAGACAGGUUCUCUGGUGGCCUUGCCCGAGCCUACACCACGUGCUGGGCCCUCAGACUUGGGACACCGCUUCUGGGGUGGCUCCGCUAUGCGUGUAUAAAAUGUACAUUGGAAAUAUUUAUAUGGACGCACUGUAAAUACUGGUUCUUUGCCCUGUGUGUGUGACCUGCAGCCCAGGAGAUAACGGCCAAUAAA
Molecule: messenger RNA, 3737 nt
Organism: Chelonoidis abingdonii (Abingdon island giant tortoise)
Lineage: Eukaryota; Metazoa; Chordata; Testudines; Testudinidae
Gene: AGAP3
Product: ArfGAP with GTPase domain, ankyrin repeat and PH domain 3
Biological process (GO): activation of GTPase activity
Cellular component (GO): nucleus
Molecular function (GO): GTP binding; GTPase activator activity; GTPase activity
Source: RefSeq, a predicted model, not a curated record